Molecule: messenger RNA, 1650 nt
Organism: Fusarium falciforme
Lineage: Eukaryota; Fungi; Ascomycota; Sordariomycetes; Hypocreales; Nectriaceae
Product: HET domain-containing protein
Exons: 2
Coding region: 1-1650 (549 amino acids)
Source: RefSeq, a predicted model, not a curated record
AUGUGCUACCACGAUGUGGUUAAGCUCGGCUGCAAUCAUGAAGUAUGGAGCACAAUGCAGCAGCUAUGUGACGAUGUUCAGGCUGGCCGUAAGUGUCUGGGGAAGACUAUUCGGAGGCACCUCUACCACAACGAAAACGAUAUCUGCUUGCCAUGCCGAAGACGUAAUGAGUCAGAAACAACCGACGGCUCCAGGACUAGUCUUGAUGUCAAUUAUGGCAGUGAGGCGUCAUUCCCUGCUGCCGCUAAUAUGAUCCCGUCAGAUAGAAACCCCAUUUUUGGAAAAUUGCCGUGCAGGCACUUUUCACACGACCGGCAUAAUGAUUCGUUUCCUUGGGGGACACACCAACUUUGGACUAUAGCCUCAGCCCCAGAACCUGUUUUGGCGACAAGCACCGACACUGUCCUGAAGCUUAAGUUGCUAGCAAAACGAUUCGCAGAGCAUCGUGAGAGACUGACUAGAAGAGUCCUGGGGGCCAUGAGACAUCCUAAAAGCCCCAAUUGGGAGCGUGUCCUGCCAGACGGCAGAAGGCUAUCCAAGGCGAGAUCGCAAACGACGGGAGACUCUGGGUCACCCUAUUCGCGUCUCAACCUCAAAGCCCGAGAGAUCCGCCUGCUAGAGUUAAAUCCCAACAAGGAUCCCGAGGAUAUGUCAUUCUCCUUUCGAUGUAUGGAGCUGUCAAACUGCCCUCGGUAUACUGCCCUCUCCUACACUUGGGGAGACGAAGAAGCUACCCGGAGCAUCACCAUUGGCGGAAGCGGGACAAUCAACGUACGUGAGAAUCUCUGGGCCUUUCUCCGCCUGCAGGGCUCUGUCAUCUCCAAGCCUACAUUCUUCUGGAUCGACGCAAGCUGCAUCAAUCAAUCCAAUGUCCACGAACGCAACCAUCAGGUCAGCAUGAUGAAACAAAUCUACGUCAAUGCGUUUGAGGUCUAUAUCUGGCUAGGGCUUCAAGGGGAUAAUAGCGAUCUUGCAAUGGGCUUUGUCUCUGCGAAAGGUACACAAGGACUCAGGCGCCGGGGUCCUGGGUUCUACGCUAUUUGGCCGAGGCGUGUUGGUAAGGCUCUGUACGACUUGUGCGAGCGUGCCAACUGGAGAAGAAUGUGGAUCAUUCAGGAGAUUGUCCACGCCGACAACAUCACUGUCUGGUGCGGGGCCAAGUCUUUCAGAUGGGAUGUCUUCGAAAGUCUCUAUCUCACUCUCAAAACUCUGGAAGAAACAUCGUGGUUUGCACACCAGCCACACGCAAUGAGAGUAUUACAAAGCUCUGCUCAUACCAUGGUCUGGCAGCGUGCACACUGGCGACAUCCUGAUACUCCUUCUCCGCGACUUCAGGACCUCAUCGACAUCUUGCGCGACUGGCAAUGCGCAGAUAUCAGGGAGAAAGUCUUUGCGUUGGUUAGCAUGGCAAGUCAUGAAACAGCCAUCGUUCCCGAUUACUCCAAGUCAGCUCUGGAUGUCUAUCACGCAGUUCAAGAGAAGCACGAUGGCGAGACACACGAGUUCUACAACAUGCUAUCUCAGAUACUGGCAAUACCACAAGGCAACCUGAGAUUCGAGGGGAAUAUGAUCGAAUACAAACGGCACCCCCCAGAGCAGCUAGUGCUGAGAGGCCAAUUAGACGACUAUUUCAGCAAAGAUUUUGAGUGA